AUGAAGUCUUUCGCUGCUGCCGUCGCCCUCACCCUGGCCACUCUGGCCAGCCAGGCCCAAGCCCAGACCGGAUGCGCUGUUUCAUGCUUCCAGAAGGUCAUCACUGAACACCCUCCUCUGUCCUGCACUGAGGCCAACAUGUACCUCUGCUUCUGCAAGGACACCAGCCUCCAGAACUACUUCAUCGACUGCGCCAAGUCCGACUGCGGCAACAACUACCAGACUGCCAUCGAGUUCGGUUACAGCCUUUGCAACGAUCUCGGUGCCUCCAUCAACACCGCUCAGCCUACCAGCUCUGCUGCUGCUCAGCCUACUACUUCCGCAGCUGCCCAGUCUUCCUCUUCCGCUGCCGCUCAGCCCUCUUCCUCUGCUGCUGCUCAGUCUUCCUCUGCCGCUGCUGCUUCUUCCUCUGCCGCUGCCGCCUCAUCCUCCGCUGCCCAGUCUUCCGCUGCCCAGUCCUCCGCUGCCGCCAGCUCCUCCAAGGCUUCCUCUGCUCAGGCCUCUGCCACCGGCGCUUCCUCCAGGUCUUCUGCUGCCACCUCCGCCGCCACCACUCCCGGAGCUCCUGCCCCUACCACCGUCCGCACCACCACUGUCGCCCAGCCCACUGGCGGCAACUCCACCACCACCGUCGUCCCCGUCAACGGUGCCGGUGCCCUUGCUGGAUCUGGCUUCGCCGUCGUUGCCGGUGUCGCCAUGGCUGCUCUCCAGCUCUAA
Messenger RNA from Clonostachys rhizophaga, 717 nucleotides. The record is from the annotation of a GenBank genome assembly. NCBI's taxonomy places the organism in Eukaryota, Fungi, Ascomycota, Sordariomycetes, Hypocreales, Bionectriaceae.